Messenger RNA from Gadus morhua (Atlantic cod), 4165 nucleotides. RefSeq names its product ADP-ribosylation factor GTPase activating protein 1 (gene arfgap1). The record is from RefSeq and is a predicted model, not a curated record. Gene Ontology annotation, molecular function: GTPase activator activity. The transcript is spliced from 13 exons. Bases 238 to 1488 code for a protein of 416 amino acids. Gene Ontology annotation, cellular component: Golgi membrane. Gene Ontology annotation, biological process: regulation of ARF protein signal transduction; regulation of endocytosis. NCBI's taxonomy places the organism in Eukaryota, Metazoa, Chordata, Actinopteri, Gadiformes, Gadidae.
GACUAACUCCCAGAAUGCACUGCAAUGCCAACGUAGGCAAACAGGAACAUGGCCACCGGUGUUUAGCAUCAGCAGCCCAUAUUCAUAGUCGAUCGAGUUCGAUCAAAUUACCGUGAGUGUAUCAUAAUCUAAUACUUCUUGCACCUCGAAGAGUGAAGAACAUUUUUCUUGGAGUGUUUGAAACCAAACCCGGAUAGAGUCGUGUUGCUGGAAUACAUUCACUGACAGAGUGGCAAAAUGGCAAGUCCAAGGACCAGGAGAGUACUGAAGGAAGUACGCACCGAAGAUGAAAACAAUCUUUGCUUCGAGUGUGGCGCUUUCAACCCCCAGUGGGUUAGUGUUACGUAUGGUAUAUGGAUUUGUCUCGAGUGCUCUGGGAAGCACAGGGGCCUGGGAGUACAUCUCAGCUUUGUGCGCUCGGUCACCAUGGACAAGUGGAAGGAUCUCGAGCUUGAGAAGAUGAAGGCCGGUGGCAAUGGGAAGUUCCGCCAGUUUCUCGAGCUCCAGGAUGAUUAUAAUCCCUCUUGGAGUUUGCAGGAGAAAUACAACAGCAAGACUGCGGCCCUGUUCAGAGACAAGGUUGCUACAAUAGCAGAUGGCAGGGAAUGGUCCAUCGAAACUUCCACUGCCCAGAACUGGACAUCUCCUCAACCUAGGACUAGCAUGUCAAAUUCUAGCCGCUCAGUAGCACCCGGGCAAAACCCUCACAAGCCUGGCGACAAGGCGUUUGAAGAUUGGUUGAGCGAUGACGUGAACUCCUAUCAAAGCGGAGGCGGCUACAGCGGAAAUCAGGAGAACCGAUACGUCGGCUUCGGCAACACGGUGACCCCAGAGAAGAGGGAUGACGACUUCCUGAACAAUGCCAUGACGUCUAUUUAUUCAGGUUGGAGCAACUUUGCGGUCGGAGCCAGCAAGUUUGCAACUGUUGCUAAGGAUAAUACAGCAAAACUGGCAAACCAAGCAACUCUAAAGGCCGCAGAGUUAGGACAGACAAUAAAUGAGAAUGUUAUCAAACCCACCCAGGAGAAGGUUAAAGAAGGGAAGUUGCUAGAUGAAAUGACAGUAGGCAUCUCUGGGCUGGCCAACAAGGUUCAGGGGGCUGGCUCCAAGCUGACUGAUCUCUUCAUGGGAAAAACCGAGGAUGGGUCCACUGGAGACAGCUACCAGAACAUGGAGUCGACCGGGGUCUACGAGGCUGGCUCCGGGCAGCCUCCAGCCAAGGACUUCUGGGAAACCUUUGGCAGCAACACCUCCCUGAAGCCCAAGAAGUCCCCCAGCAGCGACAGUUGGACCGUGGCGGACAACUCCACCAAGAAGAGCUCCGACAGUUGGGACAAUUGGGGCUCGGAGGCGGCGUCAAACAACAAGCACAGCACCGGGGACAGUUGGGAGGCCUGGGACAACAACUGGGAGAAGGCGGGCGACGCGAAGCCCACUAAGAGCCCUUCAAAGCCCGCUGAGGAAAGCUGGGAGAAUGCAGACUGGUAGUGGUCACACACACACACACACACACACCCUCACCUCUCUUCCUGGUCCUUUCUCAUCCCUCCAUCUCACAGACACUUUCAGGGAAAGGAAAGUCCGAUCUUGUUAAUCCAUUUUUAUAUCAUAGCUAUUCAUGAGUUGCCAUUUCUGAUGUCAAAGUGUCUUCAGUGGAUUCAUUUGAACUCAAAAAUCAACGUCAAUUUCUAUUUCCUCUUGUGAAUAAAUCAGUGUUUAUGUCGGGUGAGUUAGUGGGGCCUUUGAUUUCGCCUUACAUUUAUUUAUGCAUAAGGUUGCGUUUAUUGUCAAAAGCGUAUACCCCAUCUACAUGAUAACCCUCCUCAUUUUGGUACAGUAUUCUGCCUCAAAUAAUAGUAUUGUGUAGAAUAUUCAAAUGAGUUAAAAACGUACAUGGUAAUAUAGUAUCAAAAUGUAGUUGGCAAAUGUUUUAUAUAUUUUUGAUGCAUGAUUUAUUAUUUAUGUUUGUCUUGCAAAUAUUAAAAGCUCAAGGAAGUAUACUAUAUUGUUGAAAAGACAGCUUAAUUAUAGAAAUUGGUGAAGAUAUUCAUGUGGAUGAAAUAAAUUAAAAUAGGGAAACUGGUUUGUAAAAGUCACCUACUUUUACAAACCAGAAAUCUGCUCAGAUUCAUCUCUAUGAUCACAUCAAAUUUGAGUGGCCAAAUAUGAAUUCAUCUUUUGGGGAAGGUUUUGCAAAUGGUAAGCGCAAACUAGGGUUAGUAAAACAGAAGUUGUACCAUCAUGAAACCAUGUCCCCGCGACAAACGUUGAAAGCUUCUUAAACGUCUCUCCCCGUCUAAAACUUCUAAUUUUGACCUUAAUCUGACAGGCAAGCCCUUUCAUAAAAUUUAAACAGGAAGAAAAACUCCUGUAAAAUCUUAAAUUAGGUAAAAAACAAAAAUCGAUUUAACCCAUGAUAAUAGGAAAGAACAUUUGUAUUUAUUGUAUAGAUUUUAUUUUCAAAUAAAAUAUUUCAUAGGGACCUGAUUAUAUUUUCUUAAAAUCAAAAAUGUAUAUCAGAAUAUUUGAAGAUGCAUGAAUGUAUUCUUUUCACAAAUGUUUGCCAUUCUCAAUUUGUAGAAUCCCAUUUUAAAUCCCUGCCUUAUUGCUCAUUGGUGCACUCGGUCUGAGCCAUAUAUAGAUGCAUAUUUACCCAGCAUGCCAUGCUGGACGGUUCAUAAUUAUGUCCUGGGCAAUAGGCAAUAUCAUAAUUUAAAAGUUUCCUCUGUAUAGUGAUGAUUCUCUAACCUGAAUCGUUUGUAAAGCUGGAUUGUGUGUGCUUCAUUAGUCAUGUAAUUUAAGAAUAAAAAACAUAACUAUCAAGACAUACUUCAUACAUGGAGUAUGUCUUCGACUAGAGGAAUUGACACUUUUCUAACUCUGGGUGUCAUGGACAUACACCUAUGAGCUUAGUUUACCAAAUGAAUUGUUAUUUAGUGGGGUUUCCUUACACCAACAAAACGUAAUCUCUGUCCAGGGCGUUUUAUAUGCUAUAGUUCCCCCAUAGACGCACAAUGUGUUGAUGCUACUAACUGAUAGGAAUUUUGUAUGCUGUGACCCCUUAUUCAAAGUUAUGUCUUUUUUUUCCCCAAUUUUAGGUUUGUGUACAAUCCAUACAACCUCUUGCAUAUUAUCUAUAUGAAUUAUCAGCUUUGUUUCUUUAUAUAUAUGUCCUGUUCACCCUGCAUGGCCCCAUAUGUGUAAGACCUAUGACUUUGUACAUUUCGAACAGAAAUACUAUUGUAAGAUGUCAGCAUGUGUUGUGAAAUGCAGGAAGUGUUGAUUAGAAUUGAAGUCUUCAUUAGUGUGCUCUAAUUGUUAUAAAACACUAUUAAUUGGUCCCAUGCAUGCAUUGGACAAAUGUAUACCAGAUGUUUUGGAAUAUAAUGGCUAUUCUAGGUGAUGUGAGUGCGGUUCCCAUGGUGCAACGUGCUUGGACUUGAAAGAUGUAGUCCCCCUGAUCCCAUGUACAGCCUCCACUGCCAAUGUGGAGCAACUCCAAACCCAUCCAUGUUUUAGUGUUCGGUUGAGGCUUUUGUGUUAUAACCAUUCUAACUGCCCCUAGUUGUCACAAGUGCAGAUACUAACAAGUAAAUAAUGGUCACCAUUGCAGAUACUAACAAACGUGAAUCCUAGGCUUUUAAUCAUAUCUGAUGCUGUGAUGCUGUGUGUAGCCAUGUUCUCUGCUGUAAAUGGCCGAUCUGUAACUCAUUCACGUGAAGAGGGGACGGGUACCUCCCUGUGUGGGUCUACUUAGGUGACCUUCAGGUUCAUUUUGGGAGCCUUCCUAUGACUUCCCCUUCUGGAUAGAUGUGAUCCGACGGCAUUCAGGCGACUCGCUCCCCAAAGUCGCCUAUACAUUCCAUCUCUUCCCUUGAUAGGUUUACUGUGUUGAGAACUUGAUUUAUGUAACCCGGGGGGGGGGGGGUGCUAUCUAGAUGGGUCUGAUGCAUUCACAUGUCCUCAACUGUGACGACCCAGGGACACCCACUGCAGAGGGCCCUCUGCUGUCCCCCCCCCAACCCGGGCUAUGGUUUGCAAAAAAAAAGUUGUAUUGGUGUUUUUUUUGUGGUUGCAGUAAACCCUUUUCUUUUCAUGAUGAUGGCUCGUAUGACAUACUGAGUUUUAUGCGUGUGCCUUGUGAAUAAACAUGUAUGAUGAAUUG